GCCAGUGCACUUUGAGGUUGGCUGGAAGUACGCCACAAUUCUAUUUUGAACUCUUUAGGCUACCGUCGUCGCCGAGGUCCUCCCACGCACUCUGCGCCUGCGCGCAGCCAGACCUUCAUCGCUCUCUGCAUCCUCCGGGAAGGACGUUGGUGUUGAGGACAUUUACCACCAUGGCUUCCGGUGCUUUGGCAAAACCUCAGAUGCGAGGUCUUCUGGCCAAGCGUCUGCGGUUUCAUAUCGUUGGAGCAUUCAUUGUCGCCGUGGGAGUUGCAUGUGCCUAUAAGUUUGGUGUGGCUGAACAAAGAAAGAAAGCAUAUGCAGAUUUCUACAGGAAUUAUGAUUCCAUGAAAGAUUUUGAGGAGAUGAGGAGAGCUGGUAUCUUUCAGAGUACAAAAUGAUUUUGGAAUAUAAAGAGUUUCUUUGCAUUGAAUUCCAUAGAAGUUUCGUCACUGACCUGUGUUCCUGAAGUGUGAAUAUGUGGGUUAAGGAAUUGUUUCUCUCAAUAAAUAAAAAUUACUAUGCAUA
Jaculus jaculus (lesser Egyptian jerboa) is the source of this 525-nucleotide messenger RNA. Its product is annotated as cytochrome c oxidase subunit 6C. Gene Ontology annotation, biological process: mitochondrial electron transport, cytochrome c to oxygen. Bases 171 to 398 code for a protein of 75 amino acids. The record is from RefSeq and is a predicted model, not a curated record. The transcript has 4 exons. Lineage: Eukaryota; Metazoa; Chordata; Mammalia; Rodentia; Dipodidae.